AUGUCUCUCCUCGUCCCGAUCGUCGUGGCUCUCGCUCUCGGUUUCACCGUCGUCGCCGGCGGCUGCCCCGGCGCCCACAGGAACAUGACCAUAGAGGCAGCCUGCCGCGAGGCGUGCGGCGCGGCGCCGGCUCCGGCUCCGGCUCCGGCGAGGGCAAUGUACCAGCUCUGCAUCGACUCGCUGCGCGACGACGACGGAUCGGUCGACGACAAGACCGGCGAGUACGCGUACCGCGCCGCGUGGCGGGCGCUGUGGGCGUACCUCGACACCAUGGGCCGGGCGUGGCAUUUCCUCCGGAACGCGGAGCUCGCCGCCGGCGAGGAGAAGGCGGCGUACGCGUUCUGCGUUGGUGGCAGGUACCAAGACGCCGAGGCGGCCAUGGACAAGGUCCAGAGCAGGCUGCCGGAGCACUGCGGCCCCGACACUGGCGGCGAGUACAAGAGGGCGCUGCGCGACGUGGCGGCGUGCCGAGACCGUGUGGCCAAGCUGCCGUCAUCGCCACUGCUCGCCAUGGUUGAAGCCGACUACAACAGGACCAUCCUGGCUUACCUGCUCGGUAAAUUGAUAGGUGUAAACUAGCAACAAUGCGUAUGUUAAGUAAAAUGGGCAAAGGUUAUGAUAAUAAAGCAUACGGACUGCAACUUUUUUGUAUUUUUGUUCACAUAAACAAUACAGAUCUUGAUGGAAGCCAACAUUCAGCUCAAGACACCAAAUUUUGAUGAAACAGAUUGCAAUCAGCAUUGCUCAUACCAAAUUCCUGUAUAAACUGACGGAAGCAAAACACAUGUACACUGGGUUACAUAUUAUCACAAGGCACGGCCUUCAAGUUACCAUUCAUACAUAAAGCGUAUUACAUUUCAGCAAAAA
Molecule: messenger RNA, 867 nt
Organism: Panicum virgatum (switchgrass)
Lineage: Eukaryota; Viridiplantae; Streptophyta; Magnoliopsida; Poales; Poaceae
Exons: 1
Coding region: 1-579 (192 amino acids)
Source: RefSeq, a predicted model, not a curated record